AGAUACCUGACUACUAAGGUAUACAUCAUACGAAUAUGUAAUUGCGCGAUAAGGGCUCCGUGAUAAACCGCAUCUCAUCGGCCGACGGAUCUCAUCUUCGGACGAGAAGAGUACCUAAUAUAUACCUAUUAGUUCUUUAAGUUCAACUGUCCACAUUAGAUGUUUCCUCUAAACAACCUUAUCUACGGGGGUUUUCGGGGAAACCGGAUAUCUGACUCGCGUUGAUCUAUCAGUGUCUUUGAAGGCGGGACAAGCUGACAAGGUCAACUUUAAUUUCAUACCAUGUAACAGAUAACCUCCAAUUCUUUCAUAUUUAAGGUCCAUACCAUUCAAGAUGUUAAAACGCAUGAAUUCGCCUCGGAGAACUAGAACAACCUCCAGGUCUCCUACUCCGGUUCCUCUUAUCGUUGCCAUCUCCCGUUGUCCGCCGUUACCUGUGGAGAUAUGGACACAGAUCAUGCGCACGGUUGUCCACAGCGAAGACUUACCGGAACUCUGGGCAAGCUUGCGUCUGCUCUCGCAUACGCUCAAGGCCGCGCUCGAAACGGCGUUUCUGGAUGAGCACCUGUCGCGGCUGCGCGGGUGGCUGUGCGUGGGGGAUCCAAAACCAUUGGCUCCGCGGCGUCGGUGGGGCGGAAGCGGGAAUAACAACAAUAAUCAUAACACAAAGCGCAUCACACCUUUACCUCUAGUGCUGUCGCGGUUAUCGCCCGACCGGCAGCGCGCAUACUUCGUAUCGCUGCUGCACCGCGACGAGCCGACCCUAGAGACGAGCAUGCUAUUUGCCGAGUGCGGCGACAACACCGUAGUAGCGGAAUGGCUGCGGUCGGCGCCGGGGAUCCCGCCGCCGGGCGGUCGCGCGACCGAAGCGCGGUUACGACUGACGAUUGGCCCGGAGUGUGAGUGGACGCAUUGGAACCACCACGUCAUCGACAGCGAUAGGUUCGUGGUCGAGUCGCAGAAGAUUACGCUGGAAGACAAGUACGAGCUUGGAGGGAACGGAAAGGGAGGAAAUGGGAGAGAACAGAAGGGAGAAGCGUCGCGUGCGAUUGGACUCGAAGUCGAUCGCACGAAAUGCGAAGUCUCGUUCGAGUGGACUAAGUUAAUUAGUUCCCUGUUUGCGAGGCCGCGUAGGACGUUUGGCGAAGCACUUCGGAACUGACCAGCAUCCAUUUGAAUGGGAGAUUUCAAGUAUAUUUGUAACCUCAAGAUGUUAUCACAAUGCUUAACUUAGGUACCUACCUACCAGGUACCUAACCUAAUAUGUAGCAUGCAAUAUCAAAUCUGUAUUCCCAC
Daldinia caldariorum is the source of this 1296-nucleotide messenger RNA. RefSeq lists its product as uncharacterized. The record is from RefSeq and is a predicted model, not a curated record. The transcript has 2 exons. Bases 335 to 1162 code for a protein of 275 amino acids. NCBI's taxonomy places the organism in Eukaryota, Fungi, Ascomycota, Sordariomycetes, Xylariales, Hypoxylaceae.